GUCAUAAUCUACCAUUUUUUAUUGUAUGUUCGUUUCAUUGUAAGUAAUAAUUAUGUGAACGCAGCACAUUAAACAAUCAUUACGCUUAGCAUGAGAUUUGUAUUGGCAAAAGCCGUUAAUCUAUCGAGAUGUUUUAAGUAUCCAAACGGUGUUUUUUCGAAUUACACUUCAAAGAUCAGAAAUAUGGCGUCCGAAGUGGAAAAAGCACACAUUGCUACGCCCGGUGGAGACACAAUUUUUGGAAAAAUAUUACGUAAAGAGAUUCCUUGCAAUUUCAUUUAUGAAGACGAUCAAUGUGUUGCUUUCCACGAUAUAAAUGCCCAAGCUCCAGUUCACUUUCUGGUCAUUCCUCGUAAAGCAAUUUCACAAUUAUCAACGGCCGAAGAUGAGGAUGAAAAUCUCUUGGGUCAUUUAAUAAAUGUUGCCCGCAAAGUAGCAAAACAAGAGGGACUGAAGGAUGGAUUUCGCCUAGUAGUUAACGACGGUAAAAAUGGAGCUCAAUCUGUAUUUCAUCUGCACAUACAUAUUCUUGGUGGGCGACAAAUGCAAUGGCCACCUGGUUAGUCGUAUCAAUGAUAUAAAUAAUAUAAUAUACAAAAACACUUUUGUACGUUUGCUAAUGCGAAUAAAA
Ceratosolen solmsi marchali is the source of this 631-nucleotide messenger RNA. RefSeq names its product histidine triad nucleotide binding protein 1 (gene HINT1). NCBI's taxonomy places the organism in Eukaryota, Metazoa, Arthropoda, Insecta, Hymenoptera, Agaonidae. The transcript is spliced from 2 exons. The record is from RefSeq and is a predicted model, not a curated record. Bases 91 to 564 code for a protein of 157 amino acids. Gene Ontology annotation, molecular function: catalytic activity.